Molecule: messenger RNA, 2156 nt
Organism: Girardinichthys multiradiatus
Lineage: Eukaryota; Metazoa; Chordata; Actinopteri; Cyprinodontiformes; Goodeidae
Gene: ccdc14
Product: coiled-coil domain containing 14
Exons: 12
Coding region: 222-2033 (603 amino acids)
Biological process (GO): protein localization to centrosome
Cellular component (GO): centriolar satellite
Source: RefSeq, a predicted model, not a curated record
CUUCAUGUGUCGCUUUAGUUCAUUUCUCGAGGUUGGAAUUCUAAAUUGUCUGACUUUCGAGUAGAACCUGAACGCACCAUCACGCCAUUGGUCAGUUAUAAGUCGUGUAUCAAGCGGAAGAGACUUGUUUCAAAGUUGUUUUUCCUCUUGUAUGCUUAGAGACAUGAGCACUUGGUUGUCGGGCUGUUCUUCUCAAAGACUGACCGAAGCUGUGGGGAACCAUGAGUGGAAAAGCCAGAGAUAAAGUAGUGACAUCAGGAAGACUGACAGGGAAAGUUAAAGGAAGCCGAGCGCCUCCAGAUCCAGGACCUCCACCCUGGCCUCAGCCUGAUUACUCUUUGUACUCCACAGACUCUGAGGACAAGGUCACCAGUCUACACAGGGGUUUGGACCAGUGUGCUGCUUUGCUGAGUGGCAUUCUUCAGGCAGACGAGGCAGCAUCAACAGGUCUUCAGAAAACCUCUAAGAGAGUAACAACCAAACCAAGACCCUCCACUUUCCAAGGAAAGAAGACCCUUAAGAAAUUACCAACAAAACCAGCCUCCCCAGGGCUUUCCAGAACUAUGAAGGGUGGAGUGGCCAAAUCAAGAGCAUCCACCUCACAGGGAAAGAUGGUCGCCAGGAAAGUGCCCACAAAAGUUGGUGACCUUCACAGUUCAGAACGGCACCAACCAGCCAGUUUAGCAGCAGCAGCCCAAAAAUUCUCUCCUCCACCUGCACACACUGGAGUGAAGCUGCAUCCUCCUCAGAAACCAACUCUGCCUCUUCAGUCACCGUCUCUGUCUGCAAGUCAUCAAACAUUUCAUAACCUGUCCACCACUGUCCCUCCGUCACAGAGGUCCAACUCUGUGUUGCUGCACAAUCAGAACCACUCCCGUUCUGCUUCUGAAGCGCCACGUACGUCCUGUAGGGCAGCAUGUGAUGGAAAGGAUGAAUCGGUUCCUAUGAGAGAUACUGACCAUGAACAAAGCUGUACCCUGAAGGAGCCAUGUGUGCAGCUGGAGCCUGGACCGGACUCAUGGAGCAGGGAGGAGAGCUGUUGCAUGGGAGGAACCAGAGUAGAGACUGUUAAGAACCUGCUGGAGGAACUCAGAGCUCUGAUCGCUGGACAAGGCAACGUAGCAGAAAGGCUGCUUAGCCGUCUGGAGCAGACCCUUGGUGGUUCAGACGUUCAGACUGCAGCUGUCGGUCAGAACCCUCAGUUGUGCAGGUGUGUGAAAAAUCAGCAUGAGAAGGAGGAGGAACCUCAGAAACAGGAGAUACUUCUUUACUCAGAAGAACCAAGUCUACAAAAGGAGCUGGUCAUCGCUCAAUUUAGACUUCAGGAACUCCAGAAUGACCUCACAGAACUACGGAAAGCUCUUCAGGACACACAGAGCCAGCUGAGGGACACUGAGGCAGAGAAGGCACUCAUGAAGACAGAGUUGGUGGCUGCUAGAAACAGGCUGCUGGAAAGCGAGCGAGAGAAGAGCGAGCUAGCCUCGGUUGCUCAGCAACAACUGAAGGAAAUGGAAAACCUUAGAAGACGUCAGAGACACCAUCCAUCAGAUUACCAGGACACGGAGUGUUCAUUGUCCCUCACAAGGCAGUAUUUUGGCCUUCGGGAUCCAGCAGUAGCCUCCACUGACUGCAUCAAGGCGUACCUGAUGUCCCUGAGCCAGGUGGAGCCCACACACACUGAGACUGUGCGGGUGACUGCAGAACGAGACAAAAACACAUCUGAGCGGAGAGACGACGGAUCAUCACAUUAUCCCAUCAGACCUGAACAAGGCGACAAACCUGCUGAGACAUUAACUCGUCACCAAGAUCACCAUCCCAACCAGUCCAGCUCACGGGAUGUCCUGCCAUGUGGGCGGCAGCUGUUGAACUCCACAUCCCACUGUGACGUGGAAUCUGUGUCGUCCAGCUGGAGCAUGAAGUCCGAGUCAACUCUUAACACCAGAGAUGAAGCAGCAUUCAGAGACGGCCUAGCAGCUCUGGAUGCCAGCAUAGCCAGUCUGCAGAAAACCAUUCAACUGGAUCUGAAGAAAUGAUCCAACAUUAGCUUGACCCGACAGCCUCCAUGUUGUUACCAUCUGUACAGCCUAGAGUUUGACCUUUUUUACAAGCAGUGUAGUAAAAUGAAAAAAAUCAAAUAAAGCAUUUUUUGUACCUUA